Myotis daubentonii (Daubenton's bat) is the source of this 3329-nucleotide messenger RNA. RefSeq names its product interleukin 10 receptor subunit alpha (gene IL10RA). The record is from RefSeq and is a predicted model, not a curated record. Gene Ontology annotation, biological process: cytokine-mediated signaling pathway. Gene Ontology annotation, cellular component: plasma membrane. Gene Ontology annotation, molecular function: interleukin-10 receptor activity; protein binding. NCBI's taxonomy places the organism in Eukaryota, Metazoa, Chordata, Mammalia, Chiroptera, Vespertilionidae.
CGCUGGCCGGAGUUUUCACUCUCAGCCCCGCGGAGCAGGCUGGAGGGCGCAGCCCGCUUCGCUCCUCCCGGAGGAUGCGGGGCGCCCAGGAUGCUGCCGCUGCUGCCGCGCCUGGCCCUGCUGCUGGCCGCGCUGCUCUGCCUCGGCUGCGGGGCGCAAGGGACAGCGCUGCCCAGCCCUCCAUCCGUGUGGUUCGAAGCAGAGUUUUUCCGCCACAUCCUCCACUGGACGCCCAUCCAGAAUCUGUCGGAAAGCACCCGCUAUGAAGUGGAGCUGCGGAGGUACGGGUCGGAUUCCUGGAGGUCGGUGCCCAGCUGCAGCCAGACCCCGGUGCCAGCCUGCGACCUCACCAUGGCCACCCUGGACCUGUACCACAGCAACGGCUACACAGCCAAAGUCCGGGCCGUGGAUGGAGGCCAGCGCUCCAACUGGACUGUCACCAAGACCCGCUUCUCCGUGGACGAAGUGAGCCUGACGGUGGGCGGCUUGGAGCUGGAGGUACUCGAUGGCUGGGUCCUUGGAAAGAUCCAGCCGCCCAGGCCCAAGGUGGCCCCUGCAGGCGACACCUACGAGAGCAUCUUCCCCCACUUCCGCGAGUACGAGGUCGCCGUUCGCAAGGUGCCCGGACGCUAUGAGCCCACAAACAAGAAGGUGAAACACGAGAACUUCAGCUUCCCGACCAACGGCGAGUUUGGGGAGUUCUGUGUCCGGGUGAAGCCGGCUGUGGGCUCGCGCCUGAACAAGGGGAUCUGGUCGGAGGAGGUGUGCCUCCUGCUCACCUGGCAGUAUUUCACCGUGACCAACCUCAUCGUCUCCUUCACCCUCGUCCUGCUGCUCUGCGGGGCCGUGGCCCUCCGCCUGUACCUGCGGCACCCGCGGAAGCUGCCCGCCGUCCUGGUCUUCGGGACGCCCAGUCCCUUCAGCCCCAUCAGCCGGCUCCCCCGCCCAGAGACGCGAGACACCAUCCAUGCCGUCGAUGAGCAGGCCCUCGCCAAGGUGUCCCCGGAGCUGAGGAACUCCGAGCUGCACGGCAGCACCGACAGCGGCUUCGGCAGUGCCAAGCCGUCCUUGCAGACCGAGGAGCCCCAGUUCCUCCUCCCGGACCCCCUCCCCCAGGCCGGGAGCACCCUGGGAAAGGGGGCCUCCCUGGAGUCCGAGAGCAGCUGCAGCAGUGCCAGCACCGACAGCGGCAUCUGCCUGCAGGAGCCCAGCCUGAGUCGCGGCGCGGAGCCCUGGGUGCAGCAGGCGGGGGGCCAGGGCCAGGACGACAGCGGCAUUGGCCUCGCCCACCACUCUGAGGGGCAGCCUGCGGAUGGACGGGCUGACUCAGCCUUGGGCCAUGUCGGUCCCCUGGGGCCUGAGGCGACGGAGAGAGAAGACCCGGCUGUGGUGGAAUUUCAGGGCUACCUGAAACAGACCAGAGGCAGGGAGGAGCAGGCAGCCACGGCGGGCUGCCUGGAAGAAGAGGCCUCCUCAGCCGAUGGCCUUGUCCCCCACCUCAGGAUGUGCCUGGAUGCCAAGGAAGCCUGGUCCCCACCAGCCUUGGACAAGGGCUACUUGAAACAGGACCCCCCAGAAGUGGCUCUCGCUCCCUCAGGGGCCCUGGCUGGACAAUGGAACCCCGCAACUGAGGAAUGGUCACUCCUGGGCUUGACUAGCUGUGGGGACCCGGGGACAUCUGAGUGGAGCUUUGCCCAGGACCUCGCCCCUCUGGGCUGCGUGGGGGCCCCGGGCGGCCUCCUGGGCAGCUUCGACGCAGACCUGGUCACCCUGCCCCUGAUUUCCAGUCUGCAGGCCAGUGAGUGACUCAGAAGAAGGGCUGCCUUUGACUUCAGCCGUGCCCUGGGGGUCUGAGGAGGGGCCCAGGUCAGAGAGGGCAUGAUGCCAGCCUGGGCGCUGCUCUCCGCUGUGCAGGGCCCUGCAGGUCCUGGCGGGGCCUCCUCCCUCCCGGGACUCUGCCUGUGACAAGGGUUGUUUGCUCAGGGAAUCGGGGUUUCCUGGAGUUGGGGUGAGGCCGCCGGGCUGAAGUCAGCUCCCAGCCAGGCCUCCCCUGAAGCCAGGCUUGUGUCAAGGCCUCACAGCAGGCUCAUGUCUAGGGGCAAAGGAGAGAGCAGUGACCACGUGUGCCUCUGAGUGCUCAGCUGGCCACCACCCGGCCUGGGAAGGUCCCAGGGAGGAUCUCCCGCAUCGCAGGCCUCCCAGGUCAGCUCUCAGACGGAGCCGGUGGGGGAGGAAAGGAACCGAGCCCCGAAAGGGCCUGUGGCUCAGAACCCGCCCUCCGGGUGUCCUGUCCGUGUGCAGACACCUCCCUCUCCCCAGCAAGGAGAGCAGCCGCUCUGGGGUCCCUACCGAGGCCACCCCCCCCCCCCGGGCCACACCCCUGACAGCAGCAGUGAAACCUCGGCAAUUUGCAUUGGUCACAUCUCGGCCUGCAGGCAGCCCCUGGGUGUGGGCACCAGCUGGUCUGCCCCGAGGCUGAGGUUGGCACCUGCCCGUGUUUGCCGCUGACGCCCAGCUGUGGACUCAGAGGACGGGGCGCGGGCUGUGCGCCCUGCUCUCCAUGCUCAGCUGCACAACCUGGCCUCCCCUCGGGCCUGCUCCCAUCUGUGAAAUGAAGGGCUCUCCGUUGGAAGCUGGCCCCUGCGGCGACAUUGCCGGCCGGGCCGGGCCGGGUGGGAGGAAGGUACCGCGGGCCCUCGUCUGCACAGAGCCAGCUUUCUGCUCGCACGGAGAGGCCCCGAGCGGACGUCCAGGCUUCAGGCCCGAGAACUGCAGGCACCGGGCCCGGCUCCCGUGAGUCUGGAACAUGAAUUCACAGCCGCUUACAGUCCGUGGGCAAAGAGCUGGGCGGGCGGCGGGCGGGGCUGCCCCUGUCAUCCGCGGCCUGCACUCCAGGGGCAGCUGGGAAUAGACGUUCCGGCGCAGGGAGUCCAGCCAGAACGCUCCACUCGGCCAGGCGGCGCCAGGGCCGGCCUGGGACCAGCUCCCUCUGCAGACAGGCCUGAGGGCGGGCUCCUCGGGCUCCGGGCCAGGUUUACUUAUUCCGUUGUCUUAUUUAUUGAAGAACCGCAUUGCGCAGUAAAGAAUUGUGGGAACUCCAAGAGCCUCGAAGUUCUCAUUCAGCUCCCCUGCUUCUCGCUGUGGCCUUGGGUAGUCCCGUCCUCCUCCGUUUCAUCUGUGAAACUAGAACACAGUCCUGGCUCGUCUCGGUCCUGGGCGUGCGGUUCUGUGGGGAAGUAGGUGUCAUGUGCCUGGAACACAGCUGUGGGAAUGAGUGAUGUCGUUUUAUUCCAGUAGAUUGUCAGGACCACAAGAACCAUGGGAAACCA